AUGUGGGAUCCACGGCUCAUUGUGGUGUCAAAGUCGGCUGGUGAAGGGCUCAUGGUCUCUGGAAAAACUCUGCUGAAACGCCUGCUAUUUACAUUUAGAGGACCACUGGAAGCAGCUGAUAUUUAUGCCCAAGUCUUAUACCAUGCUAUCAUUGCCGUCAUCAUUGUGUCAGCAACAUUUACUCGAUCCUCUGGUGAUUCUCGCUAUUGGCCAAUUGCUUUCAAGAGCAUUCAGCAGCGCGUGUCUCUUAUGGGUGUCACAUUAGCAACAAGCAACAUUGAGUCGUGUCUUUUCUGUGCUAUCAAGGUUUAUCCAUCGCUCAAGGCAUUCGUCGUCAAGUAUAGCUCCUUUCCUUUGAAAAAGACUAUCAGCAUUGGUCAUUGUAUGGACAUCUCUGCAGCAGGGAAAUUGGUUUUGGCUCCUGGGAUGGCAUCAGGCAUCGUAGACUUUCGUAUGGCUCUGGCUAAGUAUUGUUCCCACUGUCAGUGGCGAUCCUAUUGCUUCGAAGACGACGAUCAGCAUUUGAAUUUGGGUGGAUUUCUCGGAAGCAAGCAAUCGAUCUCUGAUACAUGA
This is a messenger RNA of Lichtheimia ornata, 573 nucleotides long. RefSeq lists its product as uncharacterized. The record is from RefSeq and is a predicted model, not a curated record. The transcript has 4 exons. NCBI's taxonomy places the organism in Eukaryota, Fungi, Mucoromycota, Mucoromycetes, Mucorales, Lichtheimiaceae. The coding region runs from base 1 to 573 and encodes 190 amino acids.